This is a messenger RNA of Peronospora matthiolae, 375 nucleotides long. Lineage: Eukaryota; Oomycota; Peronosporomycetes; Peronosporales; Peronosporaceae. The record is from the annotation of a GenBank genome assembly.
AUGGAUGGAAAAACGGACGUAAAGGUUCAGAAAAUCCACGUCCGGAAGGUUCUUACUCUAAUGCAAAAGCAAAAGUUGUUCGCGAACCUGAAGAAGUGUAUAAUCGUAGCAAACGAAAUAUCACUUCUUGGCUACAUCGUGGGUAUAAACGGUGAGCGCCCUUAUCCGGAAAAGAUCAAGGCGAUUAGCGACUGGCUUGUGCCAGUCGACGUCAAGGGACUUCGAAAGUUCCUCGGCUUGGCGGCGUACUUGCACAAGUACUCGCGCAACUACGCCAAAAUGGCCGUACAUCACUCUCGUCUGUUCAAGAAAACGAGAGAUGGUCAUGUUGUGCUGAUUGUCAGCACUCCUUUGAAGGUAUUAAGAAAAGCUUAA